Molecule: messenger RNA, 6312 nt
Organism: Salmo salar (Atlantic salmon)
Lineage: Eukaryota; Metazoa; Chordata; Actinopteri; Salmoniformes; Salmonidae
Gene: pank1a
Product: pantothenate kinase 1a
Biological process (GO): coenzyme A biosynthetic process
Cellular component (GO): cytosol; nucleus
Molecular function (GO): pantothenate kinase activity; ATP binding
Source: RefSeq, a predicted model, not a curated record
GCGAACAACCCGGCAGUUUGACUCCGGCGGCGGACGGUAAAAGUGGGGGAAAUGACCGACAGUGACCUCGACCAAACCGUGUUUUAGCGGAUAGGUCUUCACACUUUUUUUAUCAACAGAAUAAAAGUUAUCGGUACCAAGAGCGGAUAAAUAUGUUCUACCAUUUAAGAGCAAUUUCAUAUUAAACUGUAUUGAGCGUGUGCGCAGGGUUGCAUUUUUUCGCAUGAGCCAAUGUCAGCUAUAGUGAUAGCAGCUCGUCUCCUUUAGCUUGGUAUCACGCCUUCUAUCAUACGUAGCCAGUUAGCUGCAACAAUGGAUAAAGCCAAAUCAAUUAUCGAUAAAAACGGGUCGGGAUCGUGUUAUGCCAAUGGACUGCAAAGAGGGUUUCAUUCUCAGGCUAGCAACGGUGGAUGCAAUGCAUACAAUUCAAGUGGAAAUUGUAGUGGCGGUACGAGCAACGUUGAACACUGCCAUUAUCUGCAUACCGAUGACGUCGAAGCCAAUGGGUCCUCCCCUGCGAAAAGAUGCAGGUUACGAAGAAGAGUUGAAUCAGUGAAGAGGAACAGACCGCCCUUCCCCUGGUUCGGGAUGGACAUCGGCGGUACUCUGGUGAAGCUGGUCUACUUUGAGCCUAAGGACAUCACGGCGGAAGAGGAACAGGAAGAGGUAGAAAACCUGAAGAGCAUUCGUCGCUACUUGACCUCCAACACGGCGUACGGGAAGACGGGCGUCAGAGACGUCCACCUGGAACUGAAGAACCUGACCAUGUGUGGCCGGACGGGCAACCUACACUUCAUCCGUUUCCCCACGCAGGCCAUGCACCGCUUCAUCCAGAUGGGCAGCGACAAGAACUUCUCCAGCCUUCACACCACGCUCUGUGCCACUGGUGGAGGGGCUUACAAGUUUGAGAAUGACUUCAGAACGAUGGCUGAUUUAGAGCUGUUAAAGCUGGAUGAGCUUGACUGUCUGAUUCAUGGCCUGCUCUAUGUGGACUCCGUGAGCUUCAACGGCCACCCUCAGUGUUACUACUUGGAGAACCCAUCAGACACCCAGAACAGUGUGAAGACACCGUGCAGUCUGGCUGACCCGUUCCCUAUGCUGCUGGUCAACAUUGGAUCUGGGGUUAGCAUCCUGGCUGUGUACUCCAAAGACGACUACAAACGGGUCACCGGUACCAGUCUUGGUGGGGGUACGUUCCUGGGCCUGUGCUGCUUGCUGACGGGGUGUGAGACGUUUGAAGAGGCCCUGGAUAUGGCUAGCAGAGGGGACAGCAGCAAUGUGGACAAACUGGUGAAGGAUAUCUACGGAGGAGACUAUGAGCGUUUCAGCCUCCAAGGAUCUGCUGUAGCCUCCAGAAAUGCAGGGGUAUUUUCUAAUGGAGCACUGGCACCGAAGAGCUCUGACGAAAAAAGCUUUGGUCACAUGAUGAGCAAAGAGAAACGAGACUCCAUCAGCAAAGACGACCUGGCCCGGGCUAUGCUGGUCACCAUCACCAAUAACAUAGGCUCCAUUGCACGCAUGUGUGCCGUCAACGAGAAAAUCGAGAGAGUUGUGUUUGUUGGGAAUUUCUUACGGAUCAACACCGUUUCAACUAAGCUGCUGGCCUACGCCAUGGACUUCUGGUCCAAGGGACAACUGAAGGCCUUGUUCUUAGAACAUGAGGGCUAUUUUGGAGCAGUUGGGGCAUUACUGGAGCUGUUAAAGUCAUCUGAGGAGCCAUGAAGAGAUGCCCAUGUCGUCUGUAUAGAAGCUGCUGAAAGGAUUUCACGGAAGCCACCACAAGAAACUGGAAAAAACUGGGAAAAGCCAUUUAAUAAUUUAACUCUAAAUAUCCUUUCACUCCCUCCCCUAAAAUCCCCUAUAAUAGAGGUUUUAAUAUAACUAAUGUAAUGUCUCAUGUCAUGAACCCUGGAUGCCAGGUAAAUGCUAAGGAUCACAGAAACGGUGUUCGUUUUUGGCACUGUGUGUAAAUACCUAUUUGUGUAGUUCUAGGGUGCACUAAAGCCAAAACCUGCUGAGAUUUGACUUGUGUUGACAGUCCAGUUACGUCUGAGGUAGAGGAAAAUUAGAGAGGAAAAUUAGCUGAUGUUCUGCCCAGCUAUGUACAAAAAAGAAAAUGUCAGACAGGGGGAAAGGGUUUAGUUUCAUUCGUAUCAAAUGAAGGGACCAAGAGGCUGUUUCAUCAUCAUGGGCUGGCCCUUUAAUUAAGCGUGUCACACCAAGGGUCCACUCUCCGUUCACUUGUGCCACACCCGUCAUCAUAGCUUUAUUAUCAGAGCAUGGUUAACAGUGAUGGGGUGUUUUUAAAAACCCAUUGGUUACACAACCUCCUCAAACUCUCGUUUUAGUGAUGGGGUUCUGUGAUCUGCUAGUAUGUCGGUCACUUUUGCAAGAUAUGUCAUGAUCUUGGUACUUUGGUUGUUUUCCAAAGAUGCUGCACUACAGAGCUGAAUGAUGAGUCUGCCUUUCCUCACUAAGAAAGUGCCUCAUCCUCUCCUAACCCUGGCCCAUGAUGACACCCACUCUACAGCCAGUCAUGCUGUAGAAUUGCCUUGUGUUUGAAUUGCCUAGUAAGGACUUUUUGGUGUUUUUAUCUAUUGUAGUUGUAAGAAAGGUACAUAACUACUGCCAGCAGUUAGUCUAUAUAGGGAUUUAAGAGAUUUGUCUUCCUGUGUCUGUGGGAGUUCCUCACCCAGUGCGAAGGGUCCAUUACCUGCAGUUUGGACAGGAAAUCUCUCUUUUGGUCCCCAAAGUAAUUCCCAUAGCUGCUAUUAGUUUUCUUGUUCUAGUCAUCAGUUAAAACUAUUCAAUGUGAAUGUGCUUGUAACUAAAAGAUUGAAGGACCACCACAAGAUAUGUAUUACCUGUUGGCCUAGGUAUUUCAAACAGAAGCAUUAACACUGUAGUCCGGGUUUGGCAGGGGGUAGGCCGUCAUUGUAAAUAGGAAUUUGUUCUUAACUGACUUGCCUAGUUAAAUAAAAUAAAUAAAUAAAAAAUUAACUGAGCAACAAGUAGUCAAAAGAAACAUAAAUGUAUUUCAUCCAUCAACUUCUAAAUUGCUUUGUUAGAAUAAUACUGUUGCAUCCAAUGUCUCAACCUUUGGCAUUAUGACAUCACAGAAUGUUCUGUUCUGUCGACCUUUUCGUUCCUUCGCUCCAUGUUGGUUAAUUGCCUCAUCCUGUCAGGUGCCACUCUGUUGUUAAACGGGGUAGCAGUUCACUUACUGGCUACUCGGUGCCAUCCUCUUCUCAACUCAACCCUAUGUGUUGCCUUUGUGUUGUUUUUAGUGGAAAUAAACUGAACAAAAAUAUAUAAACGCAACAUCCAGGCUGUAUCACAAUUGGCCCAGCGUUGUCAGGGUUUGGCCGGUGUAGGCCGCCAUUGUACAUAACAAUUUGUCCUUAACUGACUUGCCUAGUUAAAUAAAGGUUAAAUUAUAAAUAUAAUAAUAAUUAGUGUUGAGCUAAUUAGUGUUGAGCUAAUUUCAUUUAUUUCAUGAGCUAAAAUAAAAGAUCCUAGAAAUGUUCCGUACGCACAAAAGGAUUACUUCUCUCAAAUUUUGAACAAAUUUCUGAUUUACACAUGUAAAUCUGUUAGUGAGCAUUUCUCCUUUUGCCAAGGUAAUCCAUCCACUUGACAGAUGUGGCAUAUCAAGAAGCUGAUUAAACAGGAUGAUCAUUACACAAGUACACCUUGUGCUGGGGACAAUAAACCGCCACUCUAAAAUGUGCAGUUUUAUCACACAACACAAUGCCACAGAUGUCUCAAGUUUUGAGGGAGCUUGCAAUUGGUAUGCCAACUGCAAGACUGUCCACCAGAGCUGUUUCCAGAUAAUUGAAUGUUCAUUUCUCUACCAUAAGCUGCCUCCAAUGUCGUUGUAGAGAAUUUGGCAGUACGUCCGACUGGCCUCUCAACGUGUAUGACGUUGUGUGGGCGAUGAGUUUGCUGACAUCAACGUUGUGAACAGAGUGCCCCAUGGUGGCAGUGGAGUUAUGGUAUGGCCAGGUAUAAGCUACAGACAACGAAUACAUUUGCAUUUUAUCAAUGGCAAUUUGAAUGCACAGAGAUAUCGUGACGAGAUCCUGAAGCCCAUUGUCGUGCCAUUUAUCUGCCGCCAUCACGUCAUGUUUCAGCAUAAUGCACGGUCCCAUGUCACAAGGAUCUGUACACAAUUCCUGGAAGCUGAAAAUGUCCCAGUUCUUCCAUGUACUGCAUACUCACCAGACCUGUCACCCAUUGAUCAUGUUUGGGAUGCUCUGGAUCGACAUGUACGACAGUGUGUUCCAGUUCCCGGCAAUAUCCAACAACUUUUCAUGGCCAUUGAAGAGGAAUGGGACAACAUUCGGUGGUCACACCAGAUACUGACUGGUUUUCUGAUCCACGCCCCUACCCGUUUUCUUUUAAAGACCAACAGAUCCAUAUCUGUAUUCCCAGUCAUGCGAAAUCCAUAGAUUAGGGCCUAAUGAUUUUAUUUCAAUUGACUGAUUUCCUUAUGAACUGUAGCUCAGUAAAAUGUUAGAAAUUUGUUGCAUGUUGCAUUUAUAUUUUUGUUCAGUGUACAUGUGUGUGCCAUACAUUUUCUUCAUUGUGAAGGCUCCAGUUAGGCCUAUUUUAAUAUCAGAGCCCCACUGCAGCCAGCUGCCACAUGAAGUUCAGCCAGGUCAGUACAUUUCAGUCAUCAGCAUGGGUACUCUGACUUUUUUUUAUUUUCACAAAAAAUCACAAGAAUCAAUUUCUUUUUGUAUUAUUUCAAUUCUUUUGAAAAAAAAAUUUAAACGUUUAUUUUUGUGGUUCUAUGUAUUAUUUGUUCUAUAGCCAGUCUGCUCUGAGAGUUAUUCCAAGUACCCCCUGUUCCCAAACUUUGCAUGUAUGUUCUUAUGAUUGGAUUAGACCUUACAUUAGCCCCUGGUACUAGUCUGGAUCAUUGGCUAAACCUUGGAUUACCAUUUCGUUAUUUAUUACCCCCAACAGCUUUUCAAAUGUAUUUUAAAAGUAUGUCCCAAUUUUACAUGUGUGUAUCACAACUACUGAUAAGAUGAAAUGAAGUGAUGAAACACCUCAAGUCUCUAAACCAAGGGUGUCAAACUCAUUCCACGGAGGGCCUAAUGUCUUCUGGUUUUUCCUUUUAAAUGUUGACCUAGACAACCCAGGUGAAGGGAGGAGCGAAAACCCCACAGACACUCAGCCCUCUGUGGAAUGAGUUUGACACAUGCUCUAAACAAUGUCCUGGAAAGAUGUCUGGAACUGAAGUCCCUGUGCUGUGAGAAGGCAGUAUUAGGAAAUUACGUUUAUCUUUGCUUCCAAAGCUCUAAUUUGUUGAGUCUAGUUUAAAUAUAAAGUAUUUUUCCUUUUUCAGUGGUCCAUAUGUUAAAUCCAUGUAUUAGUCACACCUGAAGGCCACCAACGGGACGGCCCUUCAAGUUAGUGUUUUGGUAUGUUAGUCUGGAUCAAUACAAAGCUCCUCUUCCUCAGUGCUUACACACUGUGUUUGCGUCUCGUGAAUUGAGCCAUCAAACCUGUGUUAUGUAAGAGCUCUGUUUGUACAGUAUUGUGUACAGAGAUAUUGCUUGCCACAGCACAAGGACAGCAAUUACUUCAUGCCCAUACUAAAGCGCUAUUGAGUGAUUGGCAUUAAAGCAGAAGUCUUAGAGUUUUCCCUUACCAGCUCAUUACAGUGUUGUUAAUGAACAGGAGUUUGAUCUCUGAUAACAGAGAACAUGCUAUGCAGUAGCUUCGGUGUUGACCUCUUUAGGUAUAAUGUCCUAGCAAUGCUGCAAACUCUGCCAAUAACCCAAAAUGAGUAAGUGGUUGUUCAAAGCUGUUUUGUAUUGUUAAGAAUUAUGCAAAAUUUGCUCUGAGAAUCCGGUUUUAUCUUGAGUGAGUUUCUUCUGCUCGAGUCCUGCUGAAUUUGAAGGAAAAAAAACAGACUUUUAUUCUGGAAGGUUUUAGAGGAUGGACCUUCUAUCAUUGAUCUGAAUGUACACGGAGACCUAUAAAUAUAUCCACCAGCAAUCUCUGCUAAUGAAAUGUCUAACCUGAUGGUUAUUUACGGUGUGUAAGGCUGCGUUUAUACAGGCAGCCCAAUUCUGAUCUUUUGCCCAAUUAUUGGCAAAAGAGCUGAUCUGAUUGGUCAAAAGACCAAUUUAGUGGAAAAAGAUCAGAAUUGGGCUGCCUGUGUAAAUGCAGGCUUAGUGCUUAACUCUCUUGCUUAAGAAAAAUGACAGGAAAAGGAACACAAAAUAUUCUGUGUGCAAUGUGUACGUACUGAAAUUGACAUUUUGUUUGUAAAAGGAAUAAAAUUGUACAGCUAUA